GCACAAUCUGAUGUACUCGUCUGACACUUUUCUCAUAAAUUAAAUCACCAACAUCUUUUAUUCAAUAAUUUAAACUCACUCAGCUCAUUAAGCCAUUUCAUGAUCCACGAAAUGGAUUAAUUACAAUUUACGCAUACGGAGAAGAACUAUGAAACUAUGCCCCAAUGAAAAACAAUACUACUCCGUAGUAAAUAAAGAAAUCAACAAGCAUUGAAGAUACCGAAAGAGACCUGCUUAAUCCUACCUAGCUAGCUAUCCAUGAGUCUUGACAGCUUCCCAGAGCAGAUUCUCCCGAGCCUCCAUUGCCGCAGAUUUGAGCGUUUCGAGGGUGGUGAUGUUGGCUUGGACGAAGGAAACACUCCGAUAUGGCAAAUUGUGCUUCUGGCAGAGGGCCUGAACCACAGGAGCGAUCUUCCUGAGUUGGCACCUAGGCAGCCUUGGGAACAGAUGGUGUUCGAUCUGAAACUGGAGCCCCCCGAAGAACCAAUCCAUCCACUCCGCGCAGGAGAUGUUUAUCGUCCCGCUCGCCGUCUUCUCCAACCAAUCGUUCCCCAUCGGGGGGCCAAUGUACACACUCGCAGGGAAAUGGUUCAGGCAGAACUGGAUGUGUUGGAUCGAGCAGACGCAGAAACUCGCCAGCACGAACACCGCCCUCUCCGCCCAAUUCGGGAGGCAGGAAACCAGCAGAGGGAACCAGAUCCAGAAAACUAGCGUUCCGAGUAUAUUCACCGCCCUGUCCGGCACUCUCCUCUUCGAUAAUAGCACCAGGAAUGUUUGGAGGAAGAGAUUCGCCCUGGCCACGCACAUCACGGGGUAGAAGGUCAAAUGCUGGUAGCUGACCAGGAAUCUGGCCACCGGAUCGAACGUCAGCUCUCUGCCAUAGAAGCGGGAAUUGAAGGACUGGAACAAUCUAGAAGACACGGCCAAAACCGGGAGGUGCUGGAGAUCCGGGUCGUGGUCGAGGCUGUUCAAGGCGAUGUGGUGCGCGUUGUGUGUCCAUUUCCACCACGCCAUGCUGAUCCCGGUGAGGCAGUUUCCGGUGAGAAUCUGAGUGAAUCUGUUGAUUCCGCGGCUGGACAUGAUGGUGUAGUGGGCUGAAUCGUGGCCCAGAUACGAUAUUUGUAUCCAGGCGAGGCCCAACAGCCCACCAGAUAGAACGUGCAUCAAUCUACCCUCGCAACAAAAUACCCCAAACAAGCAGAUUGAAAGCAGGGCUGCGACGAAGGUGAAGGUAUACAUUACCCCGUGCCCUUUCUUCUCGAACAGUCCGGAUUCCGAAAGAUCCGCGUACAGCUUUCUGUAAUCCUUCGACAUCUCAGAUACCUCGGAAUCUCUCAGGUAAUAGCCGGUAAAGCAUGCGUCGAGAUGUUUCCGGGCAGUGCCCGGAUGGAGUGCAAUGAAGACCUCCGUACAGUCAUUGCCGGCGAGAUUCAGGAUCGGAACAUCGCCGCCGGGGUGCUUCUUAAUCCACUCCGUCACGUCGUACACCUUCCCCUGGAUACAUAUCCACAGAUCUUCUCUGCUUCCGUGCUUCUUCAAAUCGGCGGAAGUAAUGUACUCUUUGUCGUCGUCCAACUCCAUUAAGAAGAAGGCUUUACUAGAGAUGAUUGAGAACCGAAAACCCCCUCUCCUUUACUUCCUUCUUCUUCUACUUUGUGAUACUGUAUUUUUUCGUUUUUUUAUUGGGUUUGAAAAAGGGUAAAUGCUAUGGUGUACCUUCCAUCAAUUCCAUGUCAUCC
This is a messenger RNA of Cuscuta europaea, 1739 nucleotides long. NCBI's taxonomy places the organism in Eukaryota, Viridiplantae, Streptophyta, Magnoliopsida, Solanales, Convolvulaceae. The record is from the annotation of a GenBank genome assembly.